Aspergillus terreus NIH2624 is the source of this 1422-nucleotide messenger RNA. Its product is annotated as glycosyltransferase family 31 protein. Gene Ontology annotation, molecular function: acetylglucosaminyltransferase activity. Lineage: Eukaryota; Fungi; Ascomycota; Eurotiomycetes; Eurotiales; Aspergillaceae. The transcript has a single exon. Bases 1 to 1422 code for a protein of 473 amino acids. Gene Ontology annotation, cellular component: membrane. The record is from RefSeq and is a predicted model, not a curated record.
AUGAGCUCUUCCUGGGUAUGGAGGAAAAAGCUCCUGCGCUUUCUGAUCGCCAUUAUCCUGGUGAGCGGGUUCACGGUCUUCCUGUGGCCUCGUCUUGAAUACCACCAUGUCACUACCGAAACGAUCUCCAACAUAACCAUCACAUCGGACGUGGAAUGCGAACCCGAUUUCGACCUCCUCCGUCGCCUCGAUAUCCGCAAACUGAACAAACACACUCGUCGGGAGAUGAUUGCCGUUCCCUCCUCGAACGAUGCCCUUCCAAUGAGACAGCAGCUGAACAUCCCCCUAUUCGAGCAAAAGCCCUCGUCGCGUCGCCAGGGCUAUCUUGCCACCGGCCACUCGCAGGAUGAUUGUCUGAUUCCCCACGCCGUGGCCGUUCAGGUGCCCAAGCCUUCGAAGAAUGUCGACGCCUCUCAUAUCGAUUUCGGGGUUGCCACCACGCUGGGCCGGUUGAAUGACUCGUUGGAUGCGUUUUCGCACUGGGCGGGCUACACUCGCACCCGCAUCUUCGCUCUCAUUGAGCCAGACCACCGCCUCCCCGAAGUCCAGGCCAAGGCCGACUCGCUGGGGAUUAAUCUCCAUGUGACCGAGUCAACGGAAGAGUACCAGCGUCGCUACUUUUCGUUGAUCUCGCAUCUCGCGCAGAACAUGCGGCCGCAGACGCGCUGGUCCUGCGUGAUUGACGAUGACACUUUCUUCCUUUCCAUGUCGGAACUGGUGCGGGCCCUUGCCGCUUAUGAUGAUACUCAGCCGAUGUACAUUGGUGGACUGUCGGAAAGCAUUCCACAGAUUGGCGCGUUUGGGCUGAUGGGAUUCGGAGGCGCAGGCGUCUUCCUUUCCCGGCCCCUUCUGGAGCAAAUCAGCCAGCCGGAAAUUUUCGAGGCUUGCCAGAACAUGGAUUUUACGGGCGAUCGGAGGAUUUCUCUCUGCGUCUACCAGCACACGCCCACCCGCCUCACGAUCAACCACCGUCUGCAUCAACUCGACAUCAUGGGCGAUGUGUCGGGGUUUUUCGAGUCGGGACGCCAGCCACCCCUCUCGGUGCACCACUGGAAGUCCUGGUUCCAUAUGGACAUGGCCAAGGUCAGCGUUGUGAGCGAGUUGUGCGGCGACGACUGCCUCCUCCGCCAGUGGCAAUUCUCCGACGGAUACAUUCUGACGAAUGGAAUUUCGAUCAUCAAAUACAGCAACCCCGUUGAUCCGAACGACACGACCAUGGAGCUCACCUGGGAGGGCCAGAAUGGCGCGGUCCAUGAGUCGUAUCUCCACGAGAUGGGUCCCUUGCGCCCCAAGGACUGGGACAAGAUCAGCUAUCUUCUGGAAGACUCGGCGAUCGAGGGAAACAACGUGCACCAGUGGUAUGUGCACCGCGAUCCCGAGCGGGGAGACGAAAUAUUCGAAGUAAUCUGGAGAGCUGGAUAG